Messenger RNA from Penicillium pulvis, 1284 nucleotides. RefSeq lists its product as uncharacterized. Gene Ontology annotation, molecular function: phosphotransferase activity, for other substituted phosphate groups. The transcript is spliced from 6 exons. Bases 1 to 1284 code for a protein of 427 amino acids. NCBI's taxonomy places the organism in Eukaryota, Fungi, Ascomycota, Eurotiomycetes, Eurotiales, Aspergillaceae. Gene Ontology annotation, cellular component: membrane. Gene Ontology annotation, biological process: phospholipid biosynthetic process. The record is from RefSeq and is a predicted model, not a curated record.
AUGAACGUCAUUCAGCGAAUGGUCCAAGAGACCCAAGAUUCUCUUUCCGACGAUGCGCUGCUUCCUCUCAAGUCCUACAAGUACUCCAGUGUCGACAAGUCCCCUAUCUCGAACUACAUCCUCAGACACUACUGGAAUGCCUUCGUUGAGCUUCUCCCCAUGUGGAUGGCACCCAACAUGGUUACCCUGCUCGGGUUCGUGUGGAUUGUGGCCAAUGUCUUUUUGAUCGUGUUCUUUAUGCCUGAUCUUCUGGGACCGGCCCCUUCGUGGCUAUACUUCAGUUUCGCCCUCGGCAUGUGGAUGUACUCUACGCUGGAUAACGUGGAUGGUAAACAGGCUCGGAGAACGGGAACUUCCAGCGGGCUGGGAGAACUAUUUGAUCACGGUAUUGACUCCUUGAACUGUACCCUAGCCAGCUUGUUGGAGACUGCUGCCAUGGGAUUCGGUGCUUCCCAGCUUGGUGCCUACACUGCACUUGUCCCUUGCCUGGCGAUGUACUUCUCCACCUGGGAAACUUUCCACACCCACACCCUGUACCUCGGCUACUUCAAUGGUCCGACUGAGGGUCUGCUCAUUGCCAUCAGCAUCAUGAUUGCUUCCGGUAUUUGGGGUCCGGGCAUCUGGGCGCAGCCGAUCACCGAUUUCAUCAAUAUCCCGCAGAUCUUCGGUACCAACUCCGUGAAGGAUCUCUGGGUGCCGAUCCUUGUUGGUGGCUUCCUCUUGGGCCACCUCCCAGGCUGUGUUAUGAACGUGUAUGAGGCGCGUAAGAAGCAGGGUCUGCCCUUCACUCCUCUGAUCAAGGAGUGGGUGCCUAUGAUUCUGUUCACUUUCUGCAACGUCGCCUGGUUGUUUUCGCCAUACUCGCAUCUUCUGACUGAUAACCACCUUGUCCUUUACUGCUGGGUUAUCUCCUUCGUCUUUGGUCGCAUGACUACCAUGAUCAUCCUGGCUCACCUGCUGCGUCAGCCCUUCCCAUACUGGACCGUACUCCAGGCUCCUCUGAUCGGUGGUGCCAUUCUGGCUAACCUGCCCCGCCUUGGUCUCCCAAUGGUCAGCGCAUGGGUUGAGGUCUGGUACCUCCGAUUGUACCUGGUGUUUGCCUUCGUGAUUUACAUGCACUGGGCCGUCCUGGUUAUCAACCGCAUCACCACUUUCCUCGGCAUCAACUGUCUCACCAUCCGUAAGGAUCGAUCCGUCGCUCGUGACAGAGUGUACCGCGACUUUGGUGAAGCUGGCCUUGGUGCCUCCCGGAAUACUGAAGAUGAUGCCUUCAAGAGCCAUUGA